UGCGAUUGCGGCCCAAGCAAGCCUGUUUUCUAGAUGUUUUUUUACUUAGUUCAGCAUGAUUAUAGAUAUCACUAGUCUUUUCUACGAAUUUGAUUACUGAUACAUAUACCACUUCUAAAUACAAAGAAAAACGUGGUUGAUACUUUGAAAAUGAACAGUUUUCUCAACAGUCAACCAGGCCCCAGCCGGCCUCCACCAAGUACUAAUGCUCCAAGAGCAAGACUUCGUCUUCGUCCUAAUCACGGCCCUAAUCAUGGUUUUGCUAGUGACUAUGAUUAUCAAAAUCAGCAACAAUUUUCUAAACCUGAUAUGAAUAGGGGUUUCACCAAUCAUAGAGGUUCACAAAGUUAUACUAUUUAUCCAAGUGGUGUUAGUUUCCCUGCAUAUAAUUUCAAUCCAAAUCAGGGAAAGCAAAAUGAACAAUCGAAUAAUAGACAUAACAGAGGUAAACGUGAUUAUCAUAAAAACAAACCUCCAAACAGGCUAGAAAAUCGACCAGCAAAGAGAAGUGAUAAUUCUAACAGACAGGAUGUACCGCAUCAAGGACCUACGUCACUUAGAGAAAAAAAAGAUAUUCAAGAAGUUUCUGAAAAUUUUCAGAGUCCUUCCGAAACUAUGACCACUGAAGCUGCCCAUAGUAAAUUAUAUAAGUGCCCCAAUUGUUUACUUCUCUUUGAUUGUAUAACACGUCUAAAUUCAUUUGUUGGAAGGGUACCACUCAUACUAACAUGCCAGCAUACUGUCUGUCAGGAAUGUAUUCCAAAAAUGGCAAAGAACAAUGCUGUUGUGUGUCCAAUUUGUAAGGAUACCUCAAAAUUACCUACAGGAUUUAAGUACAGCAAUCUACAAGAUACAUUUUCUCCAAAUUUCUUUUUGGUUGGAACCAUUUUGUGGCUUAAAUCUUAUGGAAAUAACAGAAGUAAUAUAUCACUAGCACCUGUAUCUGGCAGUGAUUUGAGAAGCGAAAUUAUAUCUCCUAUAUCGUCAUCUAUAGAAAAACACAAUGCAGAAAAAACUUGCUGUUUUUUAACUUGCAAUAAAACCGCAACUAUACAAUGUACAGAGUGUAAUGACUUCUACUGCGAACAAUGCUGUAAUACUAUCCACAAAAGUGCUAAAUCCAUGUGGUCACAUAACCGAGUUCCUUUUGAAGGCAAUGCGACAAAAAAAGAAACUUUGGAGCUAGAAAGAUGUGCAAAUCACAACAUGCAUAUUGAAUUUUACUGCACUACCUGUAGCGUGGAAGUAUGCUGUUAUUGUUAUAUUGAACAUCAUGACGGACACAAAAAAGAAAAUUUGUUGAAAUUGGAUGAAGAUGAACUUGAAGAAUUUAAAAUACAUAAAGAAAAUGCACGGAAAAUAUUAAAGCAGCUGAUUUUCUCUCAGAAGAAACUUGAAGAUUUGUCUACGUCUAGCACUGAUUCUAUCGAAGCAGAAGUGACCAAUUACUUCUUGAACCUACACGCAAAACUACAGUACAUUCAAAAUAAUCUUAAAGACGAUAUAACCAGGUCCACUACACUUGGUACAGUCAAAGAAGAUAUUAAGGCGACAUACACGGAGAUUGUCAAUUCAAUAGAAAAUUUGAAAGACAUCAUUAUCGCUUGUGAUAAAGUGGAGUUGAGAAAAAUGAAUAUGAGGGCUCUUUCCAACAAGUUAAAGGAUGUGCAGAAAACUCCUUGCUACCUAUUAUCAGAUAAGAAGUUGGAUACUUUUGAGUUCUUUGUUGACCCGGUGGUUGAUAUUUUGGAAAACUAUUUUUCCAUAGAUAAAAAUGACGCGUUUGAAAUUAAACUCGUUUCUGAAGAGGAUCUUCCACCAGAUUAUGAAAAGGAUGAAACAGACAGCCAGUACCAAAAUGACGUUGAGAACAUUAUAGGCUCAUUAGGUAAAAGUACAAUAUCAACCAAUAAGGAUAAAUCAAAGAAGGGUUCUUCAAAAAAUUCCGCAGUAGGAGUACUAGAACAAGAAUCUGUGGAAGUAACACAUAUAGAAAGUUUGGAGUGUUUCUACGUUCAGUUAAAUAAAAAUCAGAAACAGUUUAUCCAGAUGAAUAAUGAUAUUAGGGAUUUCAUAAAACUUGGACCUGCAAUAGUGGACGAACCAGAAAUAAACCAAUUGUAUUUGGUUAAAGUUUUAAAAGAAAAGAUUUGGUGCCGAGGCAGGGUUACCGAUAUCGAAAACGGCAAAGAUGGAACUUUGUACAACGUCUUCCUCAUUGACUAUGGCAGCCGCUACACUUUAGAUAAAUCCAAGUUGAGAAAAAUGCAUGUUUCUCUGGCAUUACAGAAGCCUUUUGCAAUUCAGUGUCAACUGUCCAAUCCAUCAAUGCGUAACUGGGCUAAGAACGCGCAUGUCUACAUGGCAAAAAUCCUCAAUGGGAGAAAAGUUACGAUGACAGUAAAGAAUGAGCACAACGGUGUACAGGAAGUCGAUCUCAUGAUUUUAACAUCUGAUAGAAGCCAAACUUCAGUAGUAGACUUACUCAUACAUGCAUGUACAAAUGCGCUCAGUAAUAACGAAGACACUGAAAUUGUCACUCCACAAAAAUUUAGCCUCAACGGACCCUACAAAAUUUUCCCUAACAGCGUUAAAUUUAAAAAAUCCCAGGAGGCGAAUGUCAGGCUAGCGAGUGUUAUUGACCCACACCAUAUUUUUAUUCAUAUGGCUUCGCAUAUAAAGUUUCUGGAAAAGAUGAAUAACUCGUUGAAGAAUAGUUACAAGAAUUCAAAAGAAGACGUAUGUGUGCCUAUUGAAGGAACUUAUGUUGUGGUGAAUUACAAAGAUCAAAUCAGAGGUAACUGGCAUAGAGGAUUGGUGUUGAAAGUGAAUACCGAUGACUGCCACGUCUCACUUGUUGAUUGGGGAUUAGAUUUGACUGUUCCUUGGCGCAAUAUACGAAUGUUACAAGAAGAGUUUACAAGAUUAGAAAUUCAGAGCAUUGCUGUGAGGCUGGCUCAAGUAGAACCGUGUGGUAAACAUACGACGUGGACUGAGGCGGCAACGGUUUUUCUAGAGAAGUUUUACCUAUCCCAAGACAUACUCAAGAUAGUCGUUCAUAACGUACAACCAUUAGAAGUUGGUUUGUUUGAAAUGGUUGGAGAUGUUGAUAUUUGUAUCAAUGCGCAAUUAGUAUUGGAAAAUUUGGCCGAUUCAACUGGUAAAAUUUCCCAAACAUUGGAAUGGCCAAAGAAUGAUGCUGUCAGCGGGUUUAGAGAAGACGAUGGAAUUCUCGCCCAACGGUUGAAACAAAUUGAGUCAGAUGAUGAAUCAGACGAGGAAAAAGCUGACAAAAUCGUUAAACAGAAGAUCGAAGUUGUAAAAUUAGUUCAUCCCGGUUUAAUCUAUAUUAAAUUCCCCGCAUUCGAAUCACAAGCAAUGCAGUUACACGAGGAAUUACAAAUACAUUACACGAAAGAACGAAAAACAAAACCAUUAUGGAAACCCGAUGAGGAAUGUGUUGUUUUUUAUAAUCUCUCUUUCGCAAGGGCGAAAGUUUUAGAAAAACUUGAUGACAGAAAGUACAGAGUGAACAUCUUUGACAGAGCUACUGAAGAUGUCAUAAACGUGGACAAAAUGUAUGAAUUUGACAAAUAUUUUACCAAGUUUCCUAAUGUCGUCUUUAAGUCACAUUUGGCUAAUAUAAAACCUGCAGGCGGAGAUAAAUGGAGCUUGUCAUCGAUUGAAGCACUAGAAAGUGUAUUUAACAAGUACAAGGAGAUAUGCGGGGCCAGAGUGGAAGGUGAUCUGUCGGGAAAAUCUAUACCUAUGAACAUGUGGUAUACAAAGGUUAAAAUUGCUGGCGCCUUGGAACCCUCCAUAAUGAAAUUUAUUUCUCUUAGUAAUUUGUUGGUUAAAAUGGGAGUUGCGUAUAAAACUUCUACGACUGCUGUAAAAAGUGAAUCUGGUAGCGUCAAAAGUGAAAGGUCAGUAGUUUCUUCAAAGAUAUCAAAUGGUAAUUUAUCCGGUUUAGAGAAUGAUGACUUACCAGCUAACGAAUCUGCUACAUCGAUAGAAUCCUUACUAGAAGCUAUCCCGAAAAAUAAACCUUGGAGUGAUGCGGUGGAAGAAGAAGAAGAAACACUUAAAGCAGUCAAACAUGCGUCUGACUCCUUAGAAGCACCCCAAGAAGUAGAGAUGGAAGAUUGGUUGCCUCCUUUUCGGAUUAAACAAAAGGAAUUUUACGCUUGGGUAACAUGUGUGGAUCCAGGCGGAGUUCUGUAUUUAAGGGAAGAGAAAUUACAAUCGGCUUACAAAGAAAUGGAGAAUAAAAUAAAGGAGUAUUUUGAUAAGAGACCUUCAGAUUCUACAUAUAACGAUUGGGACGCUGGUGACUUGUGCACAAUUCGUUACAACAAUAUGUAUUACAGAGGAAAAAUUGCUGAAGUAAAAAGUCAAGACGAUAUUUCAGUUAUAAUGAUCGAUUUUGGAAGUGAUCACACAGUUACUUCAAAAGAUUUAAAGCAAGAAAUUCUCUAUGCCGAUAUUCCCGCUUUUGCCUCUAAGAUCAAACUAGACAAGAUAUAUGCUAAAACUGGAGAAUGGCUCGAUUCAGACUACCAGACGUUCUUGGAAAAUGUGACGGAGUAUAGCAAAGUCAUUAUCAAAAGUUCUCUGGACGACGAAAUUCCAUCAGCUGAAGUUUUUACUGAUAAGAAAGUAAACCUUAAUCAACUUUUGGUACAGCUAUGUGCCAACUUGACUAGAAAACCUCCGAAUGAUCAAAAUCAGCCCGAGGAUGACGAUAUAUUAAUUGAAGAUGAUGAACCUAUCAUUGAAGAUGAAGAUGUGUUGGAAAAAGGAGCAGAAAAUUUACUGGUUGCGGGUAAUCAAUCAGUAGAUACAACAAAGUAUAAAUACAACAUUCAUCCUCUUCCUGACGGUGAAAAAAGUGUAGCAGUCUCCAUCUUGUCAAUACUCGAAUACAAUAAAAUAGCUUUAAAAGAAACAUCGACACUUUCAGAAGAGCUGCAAUAUCUGAACAAUGAAAUUCAAAAAACUGUACAUUUGCAACCUGUGAUAAAAAAUCUGGAAACUGGCAUGCCGUGCGUGUGCCAGUUUUCAGAAGAUAAGCUUUGGUAUCGAGCUGAAGUUUACAAUAUGGAAGGUCUAGAUUGUGGAUUUGUUUUCGUGAUUUUCGUUGAUUUUGGUAACGUUCAACCUGUGACAGCGACUGAAAUUAAAAUGAUGCGUCCAGAAUGGUUUGCUACACCCGUCUCGUGCCAUAUUGCUAGUUUAAACAUUAAAAUAGUCGAGGAUAAAAAUAUUGAAUACGUCACCAACUUCAUGAAAACUAUCCCUGCAAAUCAAUUUGCUAAAAUUAUUACCAAAGAUCCUCUUUGUGUGAGCUUACACAAUAAAAAUGGGGAUCUAAGUUAUGACAAUUUGAUACAAAAAAAAUUGGUCGAAAUUGUUUAAGAUUAUACUGUUUUUAAUUUCUUAUAAUGUUAUGAUCUGUAGUUCCUCUAAUAUAUAAUUAAUGUAAGAGGUAAUCUCGUUUGAUAUUUGUUUAUUUUCCUUAUUUUUAUAAAAAAGCUUUAGUUUAUUUGAAAUAUUAUUGUUCUUUUCGUAAUUAAUAAACGUAUC
Molecule: messenger RNA, 5586 nt
Organism: Diabrotica balteata
Lineage: Eukaryota; Metazoa; Arthropoda; Insecta; Coleoptera; Chrysomelidae
Source: the annotation of a GenBank genome assembly